UCGCAGCAGGAGGGGAGUUGUGGAGGAUGCACGGUGGCUGUCAGCACAGGGCCCAGCCCUGGGGCCCCUGCAGAGGACGCUGUGUCUGUGUGGAGGACAGCGAGCCUGGAAUCGUGUCUCCAUUUAAACGCGUAUUCCUAAAAGGUGAGAAGAGCAGAGAUAAGAAAGCCCAGGAGAAGGUGACCGAGAGGCGCGCUCUGCACACCGUGGUGCUAUCCCCACCCGAGCGCGUGGAGCCGGACAGACUGCUGAGCGACUACAUUGAGAAGGAGGUGAAGUAUUUAGGUCAGCUGACAUCCAUCCCUGGGUACCUGAACCCCUCCAGUAGGACGGAAAUCCUGCACUUCAUAGACAAAGCCAAGCGUGCCCACCAGCUCCCGGGACACCUGACGCAGGAGCACGACGCCGUGCUCAGCCUGUCCGCCUACAACGUCAAGCUGGCCUGGCGGGACGGGGAGGACGUCAUCCUCAGGGUGCCCAUCCACGACAUUGCUGCCGUCUCCUACGUGCGGGACGAUGCCGCACACCUGGUGGUCCUGAAGACAGCCCAGGAUCCGGGUAUCUCCCCCAGUCAGAGCCUGUGCACGGAGAGUUCCAGAGGUCUGGGCUCGGGGCCCCUGCCAGAGAGCACGGUGGUGCCAGUGGAGGCCUGCUGCCUGGUCAUCCUGGCUGCGGAGAGCAAGGUGGCCGCGGAAGAGCUGUGCUCCCUGCUCGGCCAGGUCUUCCAGAUCGUUUACACGGAGUCCACCAUCGAUUUUCUGGAUAGAGCGAUCUUCGAUGGCGCCUCCACGCCCACCCACCACCUAUCCCUGCAUAGCGAUGACUCCUCCACGAAAGUGGAUCUGAAGGAGGCCUACGACACCGAGGCCAGCACCUUCUGCUUCCCUGACUGCGCGGAUGCCGGCGGGCUGCCACCGCUAUCCUGCAUGCAGGCGUUGCCCCACAGCAAGACGGCAAGUGACAGCGAGCUGAGCGCCAGCGCCGCCGAGCUGCUGCAGGACUACAUGCUCACGCUGCGCACCAAGCUGUCCUCGCAGGAGAUCCAGCAGUUCGCGACGCUGCUGCAUGAGUACCGCACCGGAGCCUCCAUCCACGAGUUCUGCAUCAGCCUGCGGCAGCUCUAUGGGGACAGCCGCAAGUUCCUGCUGCUUGGUCUGCGGCCCUUCAUCCCCGAGAAGGACAGCCAGCAUUUCGAGAACUUCCUGGAGACCAUCGGCGUGAAGGAUGGCCGUGGCAUCAUCACCGACAGCUUUGGCAGGCACCGGCGGGCGCAGAGCAUCGCCUCUACCUCCACCGCCAAUGGAAGCAGGGCCGCGGGCAGCCCCGAUGACCGCUCGGGGCCCUCUGAGGGGGAUGAGUGGGACCGCAUGAUCUCGGACAUCAGCAGUGACAUCGAGGCGCUGGGCUGCAGCAUGGACCAGGACUCGGCAUGACAGCAGCGGUGGGAGCACUGCACCGUCCGCAAGACUGCGUCAGGCCUUCCUGCGAGGAGACACCGACCCCGUGGGCCCCUCAUGGCAGUAGAGGUGGCCGGCGGCGGUGGGUCCUCUACUGUGAAGGGGUGUGGAGCCUCCACAGGACACGUCCUGUGUAGGGCAGAGGUGCCACAUCUGUCCCAGGCUCCAGUGGGCCCUGCACUGGCUCCACAUGGGGAGGCCAGGCCCAGCCACACUGGCACGAGAGCCAGGCCUGUGGAUGGGCCAGACAAUUGUCACUUUUGCACAUGACGUUCCUCAUGUAACUCUCAGAGAACUUAAAGAAGUUUACUGCAAUGUGAAUAAUUUAAUAUCCCGUUGCCGGGCUUUUUUCUCACCCGCCUGGA
Molecule: messenger RNA, 1822 nt
Organism: Fukomys damarensis (Damara mole-rat)
Lineage: Eukaryota; Metazoa; Chordata; Mammalia; Rodentia; Bathyergidae
Gene: Ccm2
Product: CCM2 scaffold protein
Exons: 10
Coding region: 27-1433 (468 amino acids)
Biological process (GO): heart development; vasculogenesis
Source: RefSeq, a predicted model, not a curated record